GUUCAUCGAUUGUGGGAAACGGGCUGCGAGUUUGAAGAGCCUUGCGGAGAGCUUUGCUUUGGUGCGCUCUCGAGGCGAGCCCCGCCAAAUGGACAUUUAGAGAAAGAGAGAGAGAGUGGCGCAGAAGGCUGAGGAACGUCGCGGUAAGCGCUCUCGUGACAGUGGGCGCGAGGUUUUGCGAGCGAAGGGCAGGGUUCUGGGGAGUCCGGGCGUUUGGGCAUUUUUUGUCGACGAGGCUGCUCAGAGAGUGUUCUCCGAGAGCUGAGAUUUUGAUGUUCGCCGGGUAGGGCUGCGUUCAGCUCGGUGGUGCGUUGGUUCGACACUGUCGCGGUGCUUCUCCUGGAUUUGAGGGACAGGUGCCGGAAUGAAGAGUAGUAUUCUGAAGGUCUUUGGACUGGCUGCUUUGACGAGGAUAUAACGAGGACCGGCUUUUAUCGUGAGGUUUUCGUCUGGUCAGGUUUCAUCACAGGUUUUUGGGGGAGGGUGUCGGCGUCUUCGAAGAUGGAGGAAGAUCAAAUUGAUAAGGCCGUGUUAGCUUAUUUGAAAAAGAAAGGCUACCGAGCUGCGGAGCUCGCCUUCCAAGAUGAUCAGAACAAAGUGAAGCCGGCGUCCAGUCCCCAGUCGGCCGUUCCUAGUGCUCCUAUGGACCCUGUGAUCGCCAACCAAAUAUUCUUUUACUCCAGGUCUGAUAACAAUCCAGGGCGCUAUAAGGAAGGAUUCAGCAAGUUACGUUCGUGGGUCCACUCUUCUUUAGACCAGUACAAGAACGAGCUGCUGAGGAUACUUUAUCCUGUGUUCGUGCAUUCCUUCUUGGAGCUGGUUGCAAAAGGAUACUCACAAGAAGCUCGGGUGUUUUUUCAAACUUUUCGAGACGACCAUGAAGCUUUACACAUGAGAGAUCUGCAAAAACUCGAGGGUGUGCUUGCUCCUCAGCAUCUUGAGGAAACAGAACUUGCUCGCUCGUUCCGAGAAAAUAAAAUAGACAUCAAAAUGUGCCAGUACUCUUUUGAGUUGCUGUUGCAAUAUCUUCACAACACUGACUCGAUGUUGAUGCUUAGCAUCGUGAACGCACACAUCAACCUACAAGUUGUCCCCGGACAGCCUUCUCCAUUGUUCGAAGAAGAAGAGGCAGUGACGUUGACAGGGAAAGCACAAGAUGCAUUGGAGCUUAUCAACCAGAAAGAGAUUCGAUGGGGGGCUCUUGAAGAUUCUCUCGAAGAGAAGCUGGAGAAAGAACUGGCCGCUGAAGCAGAAAAGGCUGAAGCAGAGGGGAAAGAUGCAGAUGCGGACGAAAGCAAGAAGCGGACAGCAGAAGGGGGAAAACCUGGUGGUGCGGGGAAGAAGGUGAAGAAAGAGAAAACUGGCGGCGGCGGUGGCAAAGGAUCAAAGUCCGAAGCUACAGCUGUUGCUGUUAUUCCUCGAGUUAAGCCGGAGUUGCCAAUGCCUGUCAUGUCAGAAGAAUUAGAACGACAAGCUCUCGACGACCUUCGUAAUAGAGCUCGGCUGGGCAGCAGUGCCUUGCCCUCUGUGAGCUUUUAUACUUUUAUCAAUACACAUAAUAGCUUGAAUUGUGUUUCCAUAUCAGCAGAUGGAUCCCUGGUUGUUGGAGGUUUCUCGGACUCGUCAUUGAAGGUAUGGGAUAUGACCAAAAUUGGUGAAUCCGUGGCCCCCUCUGAAAACGGUACCGCCGGCGGGAAUGGAACUCCGACGAAAAGUCCAGGCGAGAACAUCAUGACAGGAACAGCAGUGGACAACAGCAAAACGUCUUAUACUCUAUUCAAAGGUCAUGCGGGGCCUGUUUAUGCAGCCAAUUUCAGCCCAGAUGGAGAGUACAUGCUUUCAGCUUCUGGAGAUCACACAUUAAGAUUGUGGAGUCUGAAGCUAAAUGCCAAUAUUUGCUGCUACAAAGGUCACAACUACCCUGUUUGGGAUGUGCAGUACUGUCCUGUUGGUCAUUACUUUGCAAGUGCUUCACAUGAUCGAACUGCACGUGUCUGGUCGAUGGAACGUAUGCAUCCUCUUCGAAUCAUGGCUGGACAUCUGUCUGACGUAGAUUGUGUUCAGUGGCAUGUCAAUUGUAAUUAUAUUGCUACGGGUUCCAGUGAUAAAACAGUGAGGUUAUGGGAUGUGCAAACGGGAGAGUGCAUGCGGAUCUUCACUGGGCAUCGCGGAAUGGUAUUGUCGUUGGCCAUGUCCCCUGAUGGUCGGUAUAUGGCCUCAGGGGAUGAGGAUGGAGCCAUUAUGAUGUGGGAUCUUGGAUCUGGUCGGUGCGUCCUGCCUCUAAUGGGUCACACUGGUUGUGUCUGGACUCUUGCCUUCAGUGGAGAAGGCUCUUUAUUAGCUUCAGGCUCGGCAGAUAGCACAGUAAGACUAUGGGACGUGAACGCUAGUACAAAAUUUUCACGUGCCGAAGACAAGGCUGGUUCAGUGAGACGAUUGCGGCUUUUGAAGACUCUUCCAACUAAAUCUACUCCUGUCUAUUCUCUUAAGUUUUCAAGACGGAAUCUCUUGUUAGCAGCCGGUGCAUUUACGCCACCGAACUCAUCUUGAGAAAAGCUCUGUUGUAACAACAUAAAGUGAUCAACUAGGUAGAAAUUUUUGUAACCAAACUUGUGAAGAAGUGCAUAAGAUUGAGCUUAGAUUUACUGGGUGCCGUUGUGUACAUAAUACUAGUAAGAAAGGCACCCGGUGAUGUAUAUCAACGGGAAAGCAUGUUCAGUAAGAUUCUUGUUAUGAACCAUGUAGUUUUGGGUCAGGAAGAUCAGCCCUUUUUGUCAUUUGACGACAAGAAAGCUAUUUAUCAGUCACGUCAUGAGCACAUUGAUUAGUUUUGCAGCAAGACUUGGAGAAUAGCAAUGAAGUAAUGGUAGUGCAGUAGCAUCUAAAUUUCAUAUCUUCUCCUGAUUGCUCUGUGUCCUGGUCAUGAGAAAGCAUAGUCAAUACCAAUCGGUGUUCUACAAACUCUUUAUAACCACUAUCAACGGCCCUCACGAUGGAUAGUGAACACGCUCAGAAAUUAAAUCACUUCUCCUUAGAAUUGCUAACCUUGACUUGAGAUUACGCUUCUUUCAGUCAAAGAGAUUGGAUUCCAUGAGUAGAUCACCUAAUACAGAAUAUCAACUGAAAAGUGCGUAGGGUACGACGACGAUCCUUGUCU
Molecule: messenger RNA, 3157 nt
Organism: Marchantia polymorpha subsp. ruderalis
Lineage: Eukaryota; Viridiplantae; Streptophyta; Marchantiopsida; Marchantiales; Marchantiaceae
Source: the annotation of a GenBank genome assembly